AUGGCCAGAUUACAAGCUCUCAACCUGCUCCGCAAGGCAGCCUUGAUUGACCUACAAGUUGACAACUGCAUUGAGGGUCUUGGAAGCAGGGGUGACCAUGCCAGCGACAUGUGCAGCGCCCUCCGGUACUUUGCAUGGGCCCUGCAGGAGGCCUUUGACCUGAGGAAGGCUCGUGAUCUCUGCAGGCUUGAGCUCCUGGUGGGCGACGUUCAGACCGUUCACGUGUGGGUCCAAGCAUGCUCAGCAAGGCACGAGGAGGCUGCAGUCAAGGCUCGGAGGCUCUUUGAGGAGAAGGUGCAGGGGCUCUUCAACAUGGGCUACUGCAUGGAGGAGAUCUACGGAGACAGCCCCCUAGGGGACAAGAUGCACACUGGGGGCAGAUUUGUCCGCCUUGUAGACUGUCUCUCGAGGGUAUGGCGCCGCUUAGGGCACGUUGCAGAUGAGAUGAGCAUGGCAUGCAAGACACUUGCAGACUUUGACCGGCCGAUCAAGGAUGCCUUUGUGGACAUCAAGCUGCUGCCUCUCCUUGGCGGGGAACCAUUCCCGUCCUUCAUGACGGAGCUAGCAAGAGAUGCUGCCUCAAAGCUGGAGAUACGCUUCAGCUUUGGAGACAAGAACCUGACAAUCUGGCCCGGAUCCGGGGCUGUUUGUCAGAGCUCUGGGGACGGGCAUCUGCUACUGACGGGUGAUCCAAUGAGCCGCAUUGGGGUACAGGGCUUCCCUUGCACCGAUGAAGAAGCAACAAUGGCGAUCCGUUACGGGGAGGUCGAGGCGUUUGCACCACCUCGGACAGAGGUCCUUGGGUGUCAAAGGAGCUCUUCAAGCUACUUGUAG
This is a messenger RNA of Klebsormidium nitens, 834 nucleotides long. NCBI's taxonomy places the organism in Eukaryota, Viridiplantae, Streptophyta, Klebsormidiophyceae, Klebsormidiales, Klebsormidiaceae. The record is from the annotation of a GenBank genome assembly.